AUGGAAGGCCACCCCGAGGAGAGGGCGGAGGGCGCGGGCCCGCCGCAGCGCCGGCGGCUCGUCCUGAACCCCAGGAACGAGGAGAAGGCGCGCCAGCUGGCGCAAACGGGAAAGAGCAGCAUCUUCGGCGACGCCAAGCCCCGGGAGGAGGUUCUGGCUCAGCGCACGGGCAUGGCGGAGGCGGACAUACUCAAGCAGGAGGCGGAGCACGAGCGGCUGCACAUCCGACUGUCGCCACAGCAGAUAUCGGACCAGAGGGAGGCGGAGGAGGCGGUGGCUGAGGCGAAGCGCACGCUGGAACAGGCGACCGACGAGGAGGCGAUCAGGACCCUGCGCGUCGACCUGGACGCCCGCCAGCGGGAGCUGAACAGCCUGCUGAUCUCCUUCGAGAAACUGGCUGUUCAAAAGGCCCAUGCUGGGGGAGGAAUCCGGCCAUCUGAGCGUCAGCGUAUGGCUGAAUUGGGUGGCAACAACGAAGAUGGCGGGCUGCACAGGGGCUUUGGUGGGGUUGCUCGCGAUGGGCGGCCAAGGGGCUUUGCAGACUAUGGGGAGCCCAGAGACAGCUAUGGACAAAGGAGCCCACGUGGGGGAGGGGGCCGCUACAACGACGGGGACGCUCAGGCCCACAGGGGCGGUGGGAAGUACGAUGAGUAUGGGACCAACCAGGGCAGUGGCAGAGGCCUAUACGACGAUUUCGGGGGAGAGGAUUAUCGCGGUUUGAAGGGCUCCUACGACCUUCGGGAUCGAUUCUGA
Messenger RNA from Ostreobium quekettii, 753 nucleotides. Lineage: Eukaryota; Viridiplantae; Chlorophyta; Ulvophyceae; Bryopsidales; Ostreobiaceae. The record is from the annotation of a GenBank genome assembly.